Strongyloides ratti is the source of this 375-nucleotide messenger RNA. RefSeq lists its product as hypothetical. Lineage: Eukaryota; Metazoa; Nematoda; Chromadorea; Rhabditida; Strongyloididae. Bases 1 to 375 code for a protein of 124 amino acids. The record is from RefSeq and is a predicted model, not a curated record. The transcript has a single exon.
AUGGUUUCUGAUGAUAAAAUCCAAGUUAAUAUCUGCAAAGAAUCCAGAGUUAUAGCAGAAGCAAAUGAAGAAAUUGCUAAACUUCAGGAAAAAUUGGCAUUUUCUGAAAAAAAAAAUGAAAAACUUCAACUUAAACACGAAGCUGAUCAGAAAAUAAUUGAAGAAUUGAAUGAAAAAAUAAAAUUGAUGCAAGUGGAUCAAAAAAAUUGCCAAAAAAAAAAUUUGUCAAAAAAAAACAAAAAAAAGACUGUUGAUGAUGAAACGUUUGUCUGUAAAGAAGAAAUUCAUGAAACUGACAAAAAAGAGGAGGAAAACAAUAGAAGGUAUCCACUUAGAAAAAGGAUACCUACAAUUGUUUAUUAUCCUCCUCAAUAA